AUGUUCUUCUCAUUAGAAGAGGGAAAAACCUGCCCUGCUCCUUUGGUGGCCAACUCUGUCAUGAUUGGUGGAGAGGUUCCUCCGUACCAAGUUGGACACAAAGUGACCUUCACCUGCAGACCAGGUUUCCAUCUAACUGGGUCUGAACACAUCACAUGUGGGUCACUUGGCAUGUGGCAGCCCAAGCUUCCACGGUGUAUUCUUCUACCAAUGUCGACCGAGGAGCCCUUCUACGACGUAGAACUCCCUCCUGCAGGGGGCUGUUCGAGGCCAGCAGCAAUCAAAAACUCCAAUGCAGACCUUACAGAGAAGUACAUGAUGAGGAAGACCUUUUCAUCUGGUGACCAAGUCCAGUACAUGUGUAAUGUUGGAUAUGCUCCAGCAGGGGGCAGCAGCUACCGCACCUGUAGGAACGGAAAGUGGACAGGACUGUUCAUGAGAUGUGAACGUAAGUUAUAUAACAAUUUCUAGAACAUAACUGUAGUUC
Molecule: messenger RNA, 487 nt
Organism: Cynoglossus semilaevis (tongue sole)
Lineage: Eukaryota; Metazoa; Chordata; Actinopteri; Pleuronectiformes; Cynoglossidae
Product: complement component receptor 1-like protein
Exons: 2
Coding region: 1-471 (156 amino acids)
Source: RefSeq, a predicted model, not a curated record